UUCGCGUUGGUCGUUGGCAAUUGGUGACUAGUGGUUCGGCGGUUAGUGGCGCUACCCAAAACCGAGUUUGCAAUUUGUAGUGCGGGAAUUGACACGAUGUCAGAAUGAGACUUGAAGUGCAGUGAGAGUAAAUAUUCAUUUGCGUGCGACAUGCAGUGUAUGUGUGCGUUCGUUUGCUUGCAGUGGGUCUCUUGCAAAAUCCAUUAAUGACAGUAAUGCAAGCCGCCACAUGCAGGCUUAUGUUACGUUUAUUGUUGUUAUUAAUUUUAAUUGUACGGAAAAUAUGCUGCUAUUAUAGUGGACUCUACACAAAUUCCUCUGAGCGGUUUUAAUCGAAGAUAACAAACUUAGUGUUAAUUGAAAGGACAAAGCGAGUAUUUGCUUCGUUAAAAAUGUAUCAGGAUUAUGAUGAGGUGCCAGUGAAUCACGCCCCAACAUACAAUGAUUUCCCAAUUCAUCCACUGUUGGCGGCCAUCAACGGCAAUAUGGACAAAUAUGCAAAUGCUCAGGAUCGUGGGAGAUAUCAAAAUCAUUUCUCUUAUCCAAUGCCGCCUAUGGCCGAUGGCACUCAUUUGCAUAAUUCAUAUCCAACGGGUGCUGCUGCUGGUUGGGGUGUUGGCCAAACGGGCAGCGGUGGCACUGGUCAGUCUGGUUACGGCUAUGAGUCGCCCUCCGGCGAUGCUGGCGGUGGCGGUCAUGAAUAUCACCCACCACCACCGGUACAUGUACCCACAGGUGGCUCAUAUUCACAUCAUACCACUGGUGGCACCAGUUAUGGUGGCUACGCACCAACACCACCCAAGCACUACGCUCGACCCCAACCGACUUUGCCCAGCAAGGGCGGUGGCAAGAAGAAGAAGAAGAAAAAUAACAGUAAUGCAAACACCAUGAAUGCACUCACUUUGUUGGCCUUCUUCUUCUUUAUAAAUUUACUGCAAAAUUGCCUCAAAGACAAUAUGGAAGCUAUGAAUCCCACUGUUAUGGUUAUGACGGCGAAGACCGCACGCAAUCGUAACAACAAAUUGGCGGAAAUAAACUCACGAGAACAGAGUACUUCGUCGGCUUCGGCUUUCACGUCGGGUGCCAAUAUUGUCGUGCAGCCGGAGGAUGUGGUAUCCGCUGCAGCGGCGGCGGCGGCUGCUGCGAGUGUGACGAGCGUCAAUUCUGUAUCUGCUGUAGUUCCACCAGUUGCUGGGGCGAACUUGCAAACAUCGCCAUAUAGUGAUGGCGGUGGUGGAGUGCCAAGUGUACCGGGUUCAGCGAAUGUGGGUAAUAGUUUUGCAGGAAGUGUAGGUGUUACCAGUGGCAACAGCAACAAUAAUAAUUAUAACAACAACCAGCAGAGUAACAAUGGUCAGAAUAAUGUUUUUCACCAACCGGGUGAACCGCAAUUUAGUUAUGGCAGCAACACUGGUAAUGCUGUGCAACAACACUAUGGCGGCCUCACGUCAAAUUAUAACCAACCAAACAACCACAAACACAGCUAUAAUCAGGCAAACGACGAAAAUCGGAAUCCUGGUCAGUAUCAAUUCGCCCCAGCGCCUUCUGUAAGGCCAGGUAUUGUGACUGCGAUACGCGAUCCACGUCCAGGGUUGUAUGACGCCGAACAUUCGUAUCCCAAUCAAACAAUAAACUCAGCAACAACUUUAAGCCACCCUCAUAACUUCAAUCAACAUGUGCAACAACAACAACAACAACAGCACAACACCGGGUAUCCACACGAACACUUCGAGCAGGAAGAGUAUGAACCUCAACUGCCUCAGCCGCAAGUGGAGCCACAAACCGAACACCAUCAACAUCACUUUGACCAAAACCACUUUCAGCAACAUCAACAUCAACAUCAACAGCAACAGCAACAGCACUAUCACGACUUGAAUCAACCGCGGCCGAUCAAUCACGACCAAUAUGACGAGGAUCAUCAUCAACAGGCGCCACCGCAUGAUCACUUCCAACAUCAUUAUGGCACCCAUCAUCAUUCUCAGCAGCCGUCAUCUUUUUACUCCGAUCGGCAUCAACAACAGCACUAUCUUAUAGAUCGUCAUCCAUUGCGUCCCCAUAGAGGCCAAAGCGAGUCCUCUCAUCCAUGGUCUUAUGUAGCGGGCUCUUCUUCUUCGAACGCUUAUAAAAGAGGCUCGUAUACUUGGUCUUCGGACUCAUCGCCAGCUCAUGUGAGUGGACAUAAUAACUUUGGCGAUUCAGAGGACGACGAUGUUGGGCCAUAUGCUGAUGCGUUUUAUACACGUUCGAAUAAAAGAUUAUAG
Ceratitis capitata (Mediterranean fruit fly) is the source of this 2261-nucleotide messenger RNA. RefSeq lists its product as uncharacterized. The transcript has 4 exons. Bases 393 to 2261 code for a protein of 622 amino acids. The record is from RefSeq and is a predicted model, not a curated record. Lineage: Eukaryota; Metazoa; Arthropoda; Insecta; Diptera; Tephritidae.